Molecule: messenger RNA, 4312 nt
Organism: Pelobates fuscus (common spadefoot toad)
Lineage: Eukaryota; Metazoa; Chordata; Amphibia; Anura; Pelobatidae
Gene: AXDND1
Product: axonemal dynein light chain domain containing 1
Exons: 25
Coding region: 415-3474 (1019 amino acids)
Source: RefSeq, a predicted model, not a curated record
GAGACUGAGUGCUCGCUGAAGGCUGAGUGAGAGAGAGACUGAGUGCUCGCUGAAGGCUGAGUGAGAGAGAGACUGAGUGCUGGCUGAAGGCUGAGUGAGAGAGAGACUGAGUGCUGGCUGAAGGCUGAGUGAGAGAGAGACUGAGUGCUGGCUGAAGGCUGAGGGAGAGUGUCGUGUUCUGGCUGCCUAAAGACUGAGUGAGUCAGUGUGGCUAAAGUGAGAGUGUGGAUGAUCCAAGUGGCUGUGCUGGUGUCCCUGAGUGGGAGCUUGAGUGACAGGUGUCACUGAGUCUUCCUUGCAGACCCUGAGUGACAGUGUGAGAGAUCUCAGUAAAUUGUAGUAUGUGAGUGUCUAUCACAGAGUGAGGGUUGUAAGUGAGAGCCACUCAGUGUCUGUGAGUGCAAGGAAUACAUUAUGUCCCUGACAGAAAUCCCCUCUCCCCCUGCUGUACCCAAACCAUUGGGAAGGAGAGCAGUGGGAAGCCAAUAUCUGGUGUCACUUGGAAGGGACAUUUCAGAAGUACAGGGCAGUGAUCUUGCAUUGGAGAAAUUCAAGCAUUACUCACCACGUCUGCAGUGUGACUACAUCCCUGAUGAAAUUGUUCAAGUUCUGUCCUCUACUGCACUUCCUAUUGACAGAUCUGAUCAGGAUGGCGCCAAGAGACCUAAAGAUGCAAGGGUCUGCCUGCGUUCCACUGACCCGGUCUGGAGCCACCCAUCUCGCAGGACCAAGUUUAAGCACUUGAUAGACCAGCCCGUUUGUUCAACAGGAGCAGGCCGGGACAUUUCAUUCCUCUGUGAUGCUUUACAUAUAAAAAAGAACAGCAAAGAAAGCAAAUCUGUGCAGCCGACAGACCGAAAAGACACAUCCCCUCGACCUACAGGAGUGAGCAUGGAAGACAGUCUUAUCCCAGAGGAAUUCUAUAUUGUUAAGAACAAAGGUGUCCUAGGAUUGGAGUAUUAUGAAGACAAAUAUACAACCCUUUUAGAAGAUGACGAAAAAAGAUUGAGAGUGUUCCCAUCCAUGAAACCCAGUGGAAGGUUAGAGGUUCUUCAACUAAUGAAGGUGAUGGACAGCAUGCUGAAAGAAGCAGGAGUAGAUGAAGAAGACCUGAAGAUGGACGGACCGACUCAGAUACACAAUUUACUAGAAUUACUGAAGACCGAGCAAAAUAUAUACAACAUUGUGUUUCACGAGCUCAUCCGUCAAGUCAGUGUGGAGUGUGCGGAGAGAGGGCAGCUGCUUGCUAAGAUCAGGCAAAGAUAUGCCAUGUUGCUGAAUAAAAUUCCACAACAGGUGAUGAGUUUGCACGAAGACCUUUUAGCUCAGCGUGCACUAGACCGAUGCCUGACAGAUGAAAUUCUCCAUUUCAAGAACUCCAUUGGGGAACUUACCAAUGAGUUAUAUCAAGUAAGAGAACAUGAUCUGCGAGUGAGCAAAGAUGCAGAACAAGCUCAGACGGAACUGGCUAAAGCUCUAAAGGAAGCAAAGAAGAAUGCAAAUCUUUUAGCAGAGUAUCGAGAUCUGUAUGAGUUACAGAGAGGUCGUCUAGAGAAGCAUAUCGCUCAUCUGACUGAGGAGAGGGAUCUCUGGAGUUCUGCUACAUACAGACUGGCAAGGAAGGUAAUUGAAGAGAAUCAGCUAAUGCUGUGUCGCAGGAUGUACACAAGUGAGAAGAUGUGGACAAAGGUCAUCAGGCAUUUCAUUGUGCUUCUGGCAUCAAAUGACACAGAUGACCUGUCCAAAAUUCAAGAAACAACAGAGUCUUGGAGAGAAUAUAUGGCACGGUUUGAUCAGGAGAUCCAGCGCAAUGAAGAGUCAUGCAAGGAGAAACUGAGGAGCAUUCGUAGUGACCUGGAGAAGAGACUGAGCUAUUUCCAACAGAACAUUUUCGUGGACUUUCAAUACCAUGAAAUACCUGAAGAUAUGACUGUGACAAUAUUGCAGGACAUAAAGAGUUGGGAAAAGAUGUUGAAUGAAGAACUACAGCAGUUUGAAGGGAGUUUGCUACUGACCAAUCAGGAGUCGUUGAAGACAGCAGCAAAAAUUCAGAAGCAUUGGGUUGAUCUGGCGCACAAACUGCUCCAAAGACAUCGAACCAUUGAUGGAAAGGAGGCUCCCGAACAGAAAGCAAUGGAAGAAGUAAAUAACAGAGUGUCUGAACUGUGUGAACAGUACACAAGACGAGUUGAGGGAGAAAAUGGUGUUUCGAGAGCCUUGAUGUCAUUUUGUAGUAGUUUGGGAAAUUGGACCGUGCAUCUUUCUGCUCUUAAAGCAACGACACCUGAUGGGAUCAGAGCAUCAGAUUGGAUGAAUAUCUACCAGUUAAUUCCUGAGUGGAUUUCACUUGCAGAUAAUGCUUUAGAGCUGAUCGGCAGUUCUACGUCAGAUACAGAACCCUCGCUGAAUCCACCUGAAAAAAUAUUGCUGGAAGAUGUUUUCAGAAUGCUACAGCAAUGGGUUCUGGCCACAACUAAUGGAACCGAGAGGGAUGAUGUCCACCUAACGAAUGAGGCUACAACACUUCACAUAACAAUGGUGCAGUUUAUGGUCAAUACACUCAUGCUCCUGACUCCUGAUUACUCUGCGGAGUCAGCAUUUGUCACAGAGGCCGAGGAGGAAGAACUAACUCUGCAGAAAAUACAUGAAGAAGCACUUACAUUAACACAAAAAGUGGAUCAUUUCUCCAGCUACAUUAUCAGCUGUUGUCAGGACCUGACAGAUACUAUUUCUCUGAAAGAGAAAUCUCUAGUCAAUGAUGACCCUGAAUAUAACCUUCGGGAGAUCGACACUAUCAAGAAUUCAUGUAACGAGUGGAUUGAAACCUGCCGCCUGCUUGCUGCUCAUUUCACAGCAAAUCCUGGCCCGUCAGUGACAUUGCUCCCGCUAAAGGGCAUCAGUCCUCAGGAUGCAACAGUAAGACAUAACAAACUGGAAGAACAAACUGAUGAGAGAACUCUUCAAAGUGACAUCUUAAAGGAAGCUCUUCCUGAAGAUAAUGUUUUACCCACCCUUGAGAGUCAUAGGACACAAACCAGAAGGCAAACGUCAAAAACGAAUGUGUCCUCUGAGCAGGAAAUGAUGCAGAUCAUAGGCCAUGAUGGAAACAUUCAUAAGAAGUCCUUAAAAGGGGAGGAAUUUCCUAUUUCCCAUGAGAGUGUAUUUACAGUUAGCAGGCCGGGCACACCUCGAUCCAUGGAUGCCUUUGAUUCGCUCAUUUCACUGGACCAGUUGCAGAGGCGUCUCAUGUCAGCAGAGCUGAGAGCACAGAACGCUGAAGAAAAGUCAGAGUUUUUGGAUGAGCAAUUGAAAGAAGCUUUACAAAAGAUACAGGAGUUUGAGAAAAUACAUAAUGAAGCUGAAAGCAGGGAGAAAACAGAGAAUAUUGCAAGUCCUGUGCAAACUACAGAACAAACAAUCUCCAUAACCCAGGUUAAAAGAAGACCAAAAUCAAGCAAAGUGAAACAGAAAUAAAUAUAUUUUUUGUAAAUUAACGAUUAAUGUUUUUCCAGUGCAUUAUUUUUGUAGUGUGAAUAGCCUCUUGCGUACACCAACUAUUGUACAGACUGGAAAUGAGUUCUGACAUUUUAUGAAUAGAAUAAUCGUUCAGGACAGAAAGCCUGCAUCUGUCAUUUUAAAAUGUUUAUAUAUAAAAAUACACUCCAGGCUUCUUGGUGCAAUGUUCAGUUAACGCAAUCAAGUCAUGACAUUUUAAAAAAAAUCUACAUUUAUACCAGAUUUGUCUCCAUCAGCUGGAAAUUAUGCAAUUUAAGGAGAAAAUUGAGAGUAAAAUAACUCACUUUUUCGAUUGUAUUAUAGCAUAUGCUUCCCAGCAUUAUUGCUGUAUAUGUGUUUGUCAGAUGCCAUGCAAAAAUGUGUAUCAACCCAUCUCACUGAACUAAAGUGAGAAUUCCAAAUUUAGUGAAUUUAAGGCCAAAGACGUCAAACUGGAAGCAUAGCUGACUUAAAGGAACUUUCAAUUACAGCUACUUUUAUCUUUAAAUUUGAAGUUCACUUUGAAGUCGUUUUAUCAAGUCUGCUAAUAUGUUUAUUUCCAAUGUGAUUAAUCAUGUUCAUCAAACACUUGUGAACAAGGACAGGUGAGUUCAUAUCAAUUUAUAGUUACAAACAGGAAUCGAUAAAUAGUGUAUUAACCAGUAUGCAAAAAAAGUAAGACGAGGAAAAAACUUUAAAAAAUUGUAAAGCUGCUUGCACAGCAAAUGACAGUAACUGGAAGAAGAAUCAGGAGCCUCAUCUGCGAGGUCUCAUUUUUGUCCCAUAAAUGCCUGUCUAGCAGGACUUAAUGGGAAAA